AUGAGGGAUGCAGACAUUGAUUACAUACUACUGAGGGAAGGAAGGUGUUAUGGCCUGCCCGAGGAGGAGAUUCAGUCCCUUUUUAUGGCUGUGGAGAAGUGGACGAGGAUCGCGAGGUGUUCUCACUAUGAUCUUGUUGGUAGACCUCCACGAUAUGCGAAUGUAGCUACUUCAGAGUAUGUUCCCACUCCUAAUCCUUCAACCACUACUGAGCAUAAAACUCUAUCUGUGUCUGAGGAUGAGUACACUAAGUUCUUUCAGUAUCAAGCAGCAAAGCUUUAA
Molecule: messenger RNA, 282 nt
Organism: Gossypium arboreum
Lineage: Eukaryota; Viridiplantae; Streptophyta; Magnoliopsida; Malvales; Malvaceae
Source: RefSeq, a predicted model, not a curated record